AAUAAAAGGCAUAUUAAGGUUGGCUGGAGUUGGUCUGAUCUAGGUUGGGCCCAUCUGGACAGCUCUGCAUCUCACCGAAAGACUGGUUCAGGCAAUUCUGCUCCAUAUGCCUCUCAUUCUUCUCCUGGGACCCAAGAGCUAGCCAGGAUCAUAAGACUAUAUACUCAUUAUAGAAAAUCUAGAAAUCCAGAAAAGUAUAAAGGAAUAAAAAUAAUAACUAACCCAUACUCAGAUACUAAUGGAAGAGAUGUUCACAUAUUGAGGAAGAAUUCAGUGAGUGACAGAGUGAUUGGUAAGAAGUGGAUUUAUUUAGAGAGAAACACACUCCACAGACAGAGUGUGGGCCAUCUCAGAAGUUAUUCUCGUCCAUCCUCCCGGGAAAGACUAUCAAGCUUGGACCCAGCCACGCCUCCCCACCUUGGCCCUACCCACAUCCUGGUCCCGCCCCCUUCGGGCCCUAGCGUUCGGUUUCCAUGGUUACACCGCUGCCUCCGAGAGAGCCCAGCUGCCCAGAAGGUCCCCGCAAAGACCUCGGGGAAGAAUCGGGUAGACGCGGCUCCAGCUCUCCAUUCCGGCCAAAGUCAGUCCAUUCGAGGCUCCGCGCCCUUGAGCCCGGGGUGUACCCCGCGAGGAAGCGAGCGUGGGGCCGUGGACAGAGCCUGGGCCGCUGGAGCAUCCCGUCUAGCCUGGUUGAGGCUGAACUGUCGAAUGCCUCCCACUCAGGCUGAAAGUGUUAUAAAGAAUAUCAUUCGAGAAAUAGGACAAGAAUGUGCAGCCCAUGGAGAGAUUGUUUCUGAAACUCUGGUUGCUUUUAUGGUGAAAGCUGUUGUCCUGGACCCAAGUAAUGGCUUUAACACGGAUAGAACUCUCAUGAAAGGUGAUGUGCAGAAACUUGUAAAGCUUUGCGUGACUCGGCUAUUAGACAGUAAAAAUCCUUCCCUGGACACCAUUAAGAUGCAAGUCUAUUUUGAUAUGAAUUAUACAAGUCGAGAGGAAUUUCUCGAAGAACAUCACCGGGUCGUAGAGUCUAGAUUAAGCUCUGUUAGCAGAGAAAUUACAGAUAGUCGAGCAUGUGUUCGAGAAGAGCUGGAAAGCCUCUACCGCAAGAUCGUCAGCUACGUGUUACUGCGCUCUGGGCUGGGGUCCCCAACAGACAUCAAGAUUGUCAGAGAGGCAACAGCUGCCCUACAGAGUGUUUUUCCUCAGGCUGAGCUUGGGACAUUUCUAACUCUUUCUAAGAAGGACAAAGAACGCCAGCUGAAAGAACUCACCAUGAUUGUUACUGGAAUUCGUUUAUUUAACCGAGACCGUGGAAAGGGAGGAGAAGGCAUUGAUGACUUGCCAGCUAUUCUUCGGGAAGCAAUCCCAGCCACCACUCAGCAUGUUGAUUCCCAACUUGAGGUGGUCCAGGACCGGGCAUACCGCUACACAGCCAUCCUCGAGAAAGGAGCAGAGAACCCACUCUUGAGUCGAGAACUUCAGCCCUAUUUGUUAAAAGAAGCACUGUAUAACGUGCGACAAUACGAGAUCUUCCUUCAGAUCAUUUUGUCGGAUAUAAUUACUUGUGCUCAAGAAGUGGAAAUGAUGAUAAAGCAGUUAGGAGCCCAAUUGGAACAAUUAAAAUUUACUGUAAAAUCAAAGACGGCUGUCCCAACAUCACAAGUCUUUCCCACCUUCAUUGCCCUUUCCAAUCUGUGGACUAGCUUUCAGGAUGAAACUGUUUUGAUUAGCAUCCUCAGUAAUUUAACUACUCAUCUUGAGCCAUUUCUGGGGACUCAUGAACUGUUCUUUCCUGAGAAAGUGACGCAAGCUCUUCUUGAUGGAGUGACUGUGAAAACUGAUGUGUGUAGAAUGAAAGAGCACAUUGAAGAGAGAGUAAAUCUGGCGGAUUUCAGAAAACUAGAAUGGCUUUUCCCAGAAACAACAGCCAAUUUUGACAAAUUGUUGAUUCAGUAUCGGGGAUUUUGUGCUUACACAUUUGCUACAACAGAUGGUCUUCUUCUUCCAGGAAAUCCAGCAAUUGGAAUUUUGAAAUAUAAAGAAAAGUAUUACACUUUCAAUACCAGAGAUGCCGCAUAUUCAUUUGCAGAAAAUCCUGAAAAUUACAUUGAUAAAAUUAGAGAAAAAGCCAAAAAAAAUGCAGAAUUGAUUCAGCUACUGGAACUUCAUCAACAGUUUGAAACCCUUAUUCCAUAUCCUCAGAUGAAAGAGGUUGACAAACAUUAUAUAAAACCAAUUGCAAAGUGUGAAAGUAGCACACAGACGGAUACACAUUUAUUGCCACCAACAAUUGUGAGAUCAUAUGAGUGGAAUGAAUGGGAAUUAAGAAGAAAAGCUAUAAAAUUGGCCAAUUUGCGUCGGAAAGUUACUCACUCGGUACAGACUGAUCUUAGUCACAUGAGAAGAGAAAAUUGCUCCCAGGUGUACCCUUCAAAGGAUGCUAGCACACAGUCAAUGAGGGAAGGCAGCAGCCGAGUGCCCCGGCCCCAGAUUUACAUAGCUGGUUUCCGCGGGGGCCAUACCAAGACCACCUAUGAAGUCAAGGUGAACUUAACUAGAGCCAUUGAUGAAACCUAGUUAGAGACCACACUUUUAACGUAGAUACCACUGAAUUGUGAACAAUGGCAUAUAUUUAAAAGUAUUUUUGCAUCCAUGAAAAUUAGCUAAUUUUGUGGGGCUGGCACGUUCAUUGGUGGUAUGAAUGUUUUUGGGUUCUCACCCAUGUGUACUGUCAAACUGCUACAACAAAUGAAAAAUUGUUUUCUGUAAUACAUUUUUCAUUCUAUUAAAAUUGCAAAGUAAAACUCUG
Messenger RNA from Balaenoptera musculus (blue whale), 2809 nucleotides. RefSeq names its product cilia and flagella associated protein 206 (gene CFAP206). The transcript is spliced from 18 exons. Bases 709 to 2577 code for a protein of 622 amino acids. Gene Ontology annotation, biological process: sperm axoneme assembly; regulation of cilium beat frequency; regulation of flagellated sperm motility. The record is from RefSeq and is a predicted model, not a curated record. Gene Ontology annotation, cellular component: axoneme; ciliary basal body. NCBI's taxonomy places the organism in Eukaryota, Metazoa, Chordata, Mammalia, Artiodactyla, Balaenopteridae.